CAGUGGACUUACAACUUGUUAGUGAGGGUGAAAUGAAGUUCAGGUUGACUGGGCUUUGUCAAGAUCAAAUUAUUGAAUCUAAGCAAAAAAAUUGCAAUUGUGAAAAAUUACAAACUGAGGGGUUGUCUUGCAACUAUAGUUUAGAGGAGCUUCGGCACCAGUGCUGUUGUAGUGGAAAUCAAGAAAACGUUUAUAAAAAUUAUACAAUAGAAUUUUCAAAUGCUCCGAAGAGCAAAACAUAUGGAUUUUUAUUUGGAAAUCAGCCAUUUAGAGAAACAUCUUUAUCUGGACAUUACCUGGCAAGUAAUGGUUUUGGAUUUGAAACUGAACCAAAAGAAGAUAAUUCUUUGUUCAAAAGUCAACCAGCAACUAAUUCUGCUGUAUUUGGAAAUCAUUCAGUUCAAUACAGUCAGCCAGUGAGUGACAAUCCUUUUUUUGGAAGUCAACCAGCCUCAGUAAUUCAGACAGCAACUAAUCCUACUACAUUCAGAAGCCAACCAACAGAAGUUACUUCUUUAUUCGGAAGCCAAACAACACAAAAAACAUCUCUAUUUGGAGGCAAACCAUCACUUGGUGUAGGAUGUGGUUCUUUGUUUGGAAGCCAAACACCAACUAAUGCUUCUACAUUUGGGAGCCAACCAGCCCAGGGUAAGUAUUUAUUUGGAAAUCAACCACCAACUAAUGCUCCUGCGUUUGGGAGCCAGCCAGCACAAGGUCACUCCCUUUUCACAAGUCAACCUGCAGCAGGUAUUUCUCUUUUUGAGAAUCAACAAUCGACUGGUGCUGCUGCACUUCGGAAAGGCCAACCACCAGCUGUUCCCACAUUUGUGAGCCAACCAGCUCAAGAUAUUCAACUACCAAUUAAUGCUCCUCAAUUUGGGAACAAACCAGCACGAGGCAGGUCUCUCUUUGGACAACAAACUAAUGCUGCUGCUACAUUUGGAAGAAACUCAUUUGGAAGUCCAUCAGUAGCUAAUGCAUUUACAUUUGGGAGUCAGCCAACACCAGAAAUUUCUACAUUUGGAAGCCAGAAAACACAAGGUGCAUUAUUGAGAAGCAAACCAGAAUGUGGUGUUUCUCUGUCUGGAAGCCAAACACCAACUAAUGUUUCUACAUUUGGACGACAAGCAACUGAAGGUACUUUUCUAAUUGAAAAUCAACCAACAAACCAACCAUUAACUAAUAUUGUUACAUCAGAAAACCAACGAGUACAAGGUAAUUCUCUUUUUGGAUGUCAACCAGAAAGAGGCGGUUUUUCAUUUGGAAGCCAACCAUUAACUAAUGUUUCUACAGUUGAGAGCCAACCAGCACCAGGUAUGUCUUUGUUUGGAAAUCGACCACCAACACUUGCUUUUGUGAGUCAACCAGUACGAAGUAGCUCUCUUUUUGGAAGUCAACCAGCUGCAGGUAUUUCUCAUUUUGAAAACCAACAACAGUCUAAUUCUGUUACAUUUGGAAAAAAUUUAUUUGGAAGUCAAUCGUUAGUGAAUGCGUUUGGAUUUGAGAGUCAACCAGCACAAAAUACAUCUCUAUCCGUAUAUCGAGCACCAGAAACUUCAACAUUUGAAAGUCAACCUGUAGCAGGUACUCCUCUCUUCGGAAGUCGACAGCCAAAUGUUACAUUUGGAAGAGGUUCAUUUUCAUUUGGAAGUCAACCAACACCAAGUACCUCUGUAUUCGGACAUCAACUAUCCAAAACAUCAAUGGUUGGAAGUCAACUAGCACCAGAUAACUCUGUGUCUGGACAUCAAAUAACAAAGCUUUCUGCAUUUAAACCAGAUCCUUCUCUAAUUCGAAACCAAUUAGUAAGAGAUGGUUCAUUAUUUGGAAGCCAGCCACCAUCUGCUUCUGUUACAUCUCAAAGUCAACUAGAACAAGGUCCUUGUGUUAUUGGAAGCCAACCCGUAAGAUGUGGUUCACUAUUUGGAGGCCAAACAUCAUCUAAUGUUCCUGAAUUUAAAAUCCAAACACCACAAGGCACGUCAUUAUUUGGAAAUCAACCACCAACUAAUGCUUCUACAUUUGGGAGCCAACCAGCACAAGGUGGCUCUCUUUUCGAAAGCCAACCAGCAGCAUGUACCUCUCUUUUCGAAAGCCAACCAGCAGCAGGUACCUCUCUUUUCAAAAAUCAACAACUAACUAAUGUUUCAUUUGGAAACCAACCAGCACAAGAUUCUUCUCUAAUUGGUAACCAACCAGUAAGAGAUGGUUCAUUAUUUGGAAGCCAGCCACCACCUGCUGCUGCUACUACAUCACAAAGUCAACUAGAACAGGAUACUUCAAUUUUUGGAAGCCAACCAGUAAGAGAUGGUUCACUAUCUAAUGUUCCUCAAUUCAGGAGCCAAACAGCACAAGGUCACUCUCUUUUCGAAAGCCAGCCAGCAGCAGGUAGUUCUCUUUUUGAAAAUCAACAACUGACUGAUGUUUCAUUUGGAAGUCAAAGAGUAGCUAAUGCUUGUGGAUUUGGGAGUCAACCAGCAUCAAGCAACUCUGUAUUUAAACAUCAGUUAACAGAAACCUCUUCAUUUGAAAGUCAACCAGCAUCAAAUACCUCUGCUGCUGGACUUCACCCACAGGGAACUUCUACAUCUGCGUUUCAACCUACUGGGAACUCUGUAUUUGGAAAUAUAUUAAGACCAGCAAUCUGUACAUCUGGAGAUCAAUCAGCAACUUGUACCACAACUAGUACCUUAGCAUUUGGAAUUCAAUCAGUAACUGGUGAAUUUCCCAUAGGAAGUCAAAAAUCAAAGACUACAAGUACCUCAGCAUUUGAAAUUAAACCACCAACUGGUAUCUCUGCAUUUGGAACUCAACAGGCAACGCAUACCUUUGGUUUUGGCAGUCGACCAGAGACAAAUAAUGUUGCGCUUAAAAGUCAACCAGCACCAGUCACAAUUGCAGGAUUCGCCGAAACCAUAGAAGGCAAAAGUAGUAAACAGAAAGUAAGCACAGCAAUUGGAGGAUCUAUCAUUUCUGAGAAGGUGAAAGAUGUAUGUGGUGAACAGAAAAAUACUUUUGGAUUUGAAUUCGGCAAGAAGGUAGAAGAUGGAAGUGGUUUCCAGAAAACUAACAUAACAUUUGGAGGAUUUGAACUUGCCAAGCAAAUGGAUGAUGAAAGUAAUGUACAGAAAAAUAACCCAACAAUUGGAGGAGGAGGACUUAAAUUUUCUAAGAAAGUGAAGGAUGGAAGUGGUGAACUGAAAACUAGCCCAACAAUUGGAGGAGGAUUCAAAUUUUCCAAGAAUGUGGAGGAUGAAGGUGGUAAACAGGAAACUAGCCCAAAAAUUGGAGGAGGAUUUCAAUUUUCCAAGAAAGUGGGGGAUGUAAGUGGUGAAGAGAAAACUAAUCCACCAAUUGGAGGAUUUAAAUUAGGCAAGAAAAUGGAGAGUGUAAGUGGUCAACAGAAUACUAACCCACCAAUUGAAGGGUUUAAAUCUGCUAUGAAAGACAAAGGUGGGGGUAAUAAACAGGAAAAAACACAGCAAUUGUAGGUUUCAGAUUCUCAAGAAAGAAGGAAGAUGGAAAGGUUCAUGAAACAGUAACAGCAGUUGCUGGAAUUGGAAUUGCUGGAAAGGUGAAAGUGAACAAAAGGGAACAAUUGUGGGGUGAAAAUUUCCCUUUACGGUACAGAAUGAGAAGACAAUGUAAUGGAAACCUGGUAGAUGUACUUGGUAAUCAGAAUAUAAAAUCAUCAAUUGGAGUGAAAGAUGGUAGUUAAAAGCAUAAAGAAUUCUUUAUUGUGGGAAGAUUGAUCAGUGAACAGAAACGAUUGAGGCUUACAAUUAAAAGAGGUUAUAUCUGGAUAAUUUUUUAUAUUUUCUAGGAUUUAUAUAUCACACAUAUCUGCUCAAGGCACUAUUUUUCCUGUUCAUUUGAUACGGAAUCAAUCAUACGCAACAUGCAAGUAGUAUUCCUAGUUAUGCGUGUAAUCAGCACUACUAAUUUCCUUUCAAAUCAUUAACCUGCUACCAGGUGCAUACUCCUGGGUGAAGAGGCAAAUGCAGAUAAAAUGUCUUGUGUGACAAGCAUUGGACUCGAAUCCCAGGCUUCUGUUAUUGAAAGGAUAACUGUUAUAAUCCGUAAAUAGAAUACCAAACAAGUUAUGGGUCUAUGCAAAAAACUAUAUAAUCAAUAUUAAUUAUUCAUCUGUUAAUUGUAAUUUUUAGUGGACAUUAGGAAUUUGAAGUUUUUGUUUGAUUUAUGAAGGUACAAUGAAUAGGAAUAAUUAGAGUUUCUACAAUAAUAUUCACAUAGAAUAAAUGAAAUAAGAGAGAUGAAUGCG
Molecule: messenger RNA, 4282 nt
Organism: Anneissia japonica
Lineage: Eukaryota; Metazoa; Echinodermata; Crinoidea; Comatulida; Comatulidae
Product: nuclear pore complex protein Nup98-Nup96-like
Exons: 4
Coding region: 33-3491 (1152 amino acids)
Source: RefSeq, a predicted model, not a curated record